CGUUAGAGAGCCAGGAACCGAGAGCCGGAGGGCGGGACUAACCGGCUACUUCCGGUUCCGGAGGCGGGGGCUCCCAGGAGAGUUUUGCUUCCGGGGUCACCGCGAGUGUCGCGUGCCUGCGACCCACGUUGCGGACAGAACACGGGAAAGGAGAGUGGUGACGCGAAGCUGGGGGCGGGAGCGGGGAGUUUCUGAAGUGGAGGGCCGAGCCCUGAGCCAGUGUGGAAGCCCGGUCUGAGCGUGUGACCUCCACCCGCGUGGAGGGUCCCCGUGAGCGCUAGGAGCUACGAGUGCCUGGAGUUGGGGUUCAGACAGGAUGCAGAAAGCUGUAGAGAUGAGGUUGGCCAGGAGAGUCCGUCGAGGGGUAGUAGACGUGAAGAGAUGAUACAGAGAAGCCGUUUAGAUUGAGGGAUCGUGAAGGCCCUAGAGGUGAGCUGGUGGAGAGAAAUCGUAAAGGACCUAGAGCUUUGAGAAUCUGCAGAGAGGGGCGUAGAGGCGAAAGGGUAGUGUAGGUGUGUAGGGAUGAAGAAGCAAUAUACAGGCAACCAUGGGGAUUAAGAAUUGUGUUCGUAAAGAAGUUUGAGGAGGCCGGGCGGUGGUGGCGCACGCCUUUAAUUCCAGCACUUGGGAGGAAGAGGCCUGUGGAUUUCUGAGUUCGAGGACAGCCAGGGCUACACGGAGAAACCCUGUCUCGAAAAGACAAAAAACAAAACAAAGAAGUUUGAGGAGAGAUAGAGAGAAAAGCCAGCAAUAGUGAGUUCUGUGAGUUCCUAGGGUCUGGCCUAGUGAAGGCACUAAACCAGACACCCAGAGUUUUUGCAGUAGUGGCGAACAACUCCAUUAGGAAUGUGGCUUCUUCUCCGACGUGCAUAUCCCCUCAGGAUCUUGCUGCCAUUGCGUGGGGAGUGGGUGAGUAGGAGGAGCCUGCCCCGAAGCUUGACUCCAGGCCCUCCCCGCAGAAGGUACAGAAAAGAAGCGCUCCCAGCCUUAGAGAUACCAGUGUCGCCUGUGACUACAACUGAAAUCCGCCAAUAUUUACGGGCGCAUGGGAUCCCCUUCCAGGAUGGCCACAGCUGCCUUCGAGCACCAAGUCCCUUUGUGGCGUCCACAGACAUCAAAAAUCAAAAACAGGAUGCCGCCACUUCCUUCUGCCUCUUCAUCGACAAGACCACAGGGCACUUUCUCUGCAUGACCAGCCUGGCAGAAGGGAGCUGGGAAGACUUCCAGGCCAGUGUGGAGGGACGAGGGGAUGGGGCCAAAGAGGGAGUGCUACUUAGGGAGGGCACAGAAGCUGAGGACAGGGAGGAGGUCUUGAGAAUCUGGAACCGAGCUGUACCUCUGUGGGAGCUUCCUGACCCUGAGGAAGCCCAGCUAGCCCGUGUGAUGUUUGGCCUCACCAAGGUGACAGAUGACACACUCAGGAGAUUCAGUGUCCGCUAUCUUCGAUCUACUCGAAGUCUGGUCUUCCCUUGGUUCACCCCCGGGAGCUCAGGAUUACAUGGCCUGAAGCUACUAGGGGCUGAGGGUCAGGAAAAUGGAGUACAGUACGUAGAGACCACUAUUCCCCGGCCUGGUGUCUAUCACAACCUAUUUGGAUUACCACUGAUCAGCCGUAGAGAUGUUGAGGUGGUCUUGACAAGUCGUGAGCUGGACAGCCUGGCCUUGAGCCAGUCCACGGGGCUGCCAACCCUUUCCCUACCCCGAGGAACGGUCUGCCUACCCCCAGCCUUACUCCCUUACCUUGAACAGUUCCGUCGGAUUGUGUUCUGGCUAGGGGAUGACCUUCGAUCCUGGGAAGCUGCCAAACUGUUUGCCCGAAAACUCAACCCCAAGCGUUGCUCUUUGGUGCGACCUGGGAACCAACAACCUCGUCCCCUGGAGGCCUUAAACCAAGGCUUAAGUCUUCCCCGUAUUCUUCGUACUGCCCUCCCUGCCUGGCACAAGUCUAUCGUGUCUUUUCGCCAGCUCCGAGAAGAGGUUUUAGGAGAACUGUCAAAUGUGGAGCAAGCAGCUGGUGUUCGUUGGAGCCGCUUCCCAGACCUGAAUCGUCUGCUCAAGGGGCAUCGGAAGGGCGAGUUGACGGUCUUCACAGGGCCAACAGGCAGUGGCAAAACAACAUUCAUCAGCGAGUAUGCCCUGGACUUGUGUACCCAGGGAGUGAACACACUGUGGGGUAGCUUUGAGAUCAGCAACGUGAGACUAGCCCGGGUCAUGCUCACUCAGUUUGCUGUGACGCGGCUGGAAGAGCAACUGGACAAGUAUGAAGAGUGGGCAGACCGUUUUGAGGACCUGCCUCUCUACUUCAUGACUUUCCACGGACAGCAGAGCAUCAGGUCUGUCAUUGACACAAUGCAGCAUGCUGUCUAUGUCUAUGACGUCUGUCACGUGGUCAUCGACAACUUGCAGUUCAUGAUGGGUCAUGAGCAGUUUUCUACCGACAGGAUUGCAGCUCAAGACUACAUUGUUGGAGCCUUCCGGAAGUUUGCUACAGACAAUAGCUGCCAUGUGACUCUGGUCAUUCACCCUCGGAAAGAAGAUGACGACAAGGAACUGCAGACGGCAUCCAUUUUUGGCUCAGCCAAAGCAAGCCAAGAAGCAGACAAUGUUCUGAUCUUACAGGAUAGGAAGCUGGUGACUGGCCCUGGGAAACGGUAUCUGCAGGUGUCCAAGAAUCGAUUUGAUGGCGAUGUGGGUGUCUUCCCACUUGAGUUCAACAAGAGUUCCCUUACCUUCUCCAUCCCACCCAAGAGCAAAGCCCGACUCAAGAAGAUCAAGGAUGACAAUGGACUAGUGGCCAAAAAGUCUCCUUCUGGCAAAAAAGGGGCUGUGCACCAGAACUCUGAGGCUGGCAUCGGCCAGACACCUCCAAGUCCUCAAGGUCAAAGCAGUGCGCAGAUGCUUGCAAACGAGCCUGGUGGACCAGGCUAAUGCACAGACUCUUGGCCUUCUGCUGGGGCUGGGUUCCAUGGUGAGGAUCUCCUGUAUGCUGGUUUGGUUUUAUUUCCCCAUAGGUUUUUCUGUAUAGCACUGAAAAGACAAGGUCUGCUUCCAGAGAACCGGCAUUUUGUUGAAAGGAACAAAGCAAAGUGAAGAAUGCCAGACUGCUCAGCUAGUUAGGAUUAUUCAGUCUAAAAAGGUGUCUGAGCAGAGGGCAUGUGAAAACUAGACGAGAGCCUUGUAAACCUCCGGAGAAAGGGAUCCAGGUGGAGAAACACACCAAAACCUCAGGUGGGAGUGAGCAAGGCAGACAGAGAGGCCGGGCCCCUGAACCUGCCGUGAAACAGGAGGCUUGCUCAAACUCCAGAGCCUCCGAAUGAUGCAGUGGGCACCAAGCCCCUGCUCUGCUUUGUAGAGCCAGGCAUAAGAAUUGAUCUGAGGUGCUCAUCUUGUACUAUCAGGGUCUCAAAGAUGGGAGCUGCUUCCCUCUGGACCGUGGAAAGAAGCUGCAAGCCUGCAGUGCCUGCCCCCUGGGUACCAAUUUCACUGUAUGCUGCCGCUGACAGCUGGAGCUGGGACUCUGUAGAGCCUUUUCCACUUUGAAUGAAACAUUUCUAUUGCCUUUGUUUCUGUGCUUUUUCCUGUUUGUCCACCAGGUGUCUCCCCACACUAAUUGGAUUCCUUCUCUGAUUUGGGAGUAAUUGGGUCCUUUUCCCCACUUCUGCCUUUGAGCCAUAGACUCCCAAAUAGCACGGAGCAGUACAGGGCCUUUACAUUCCACUGUCUAAAUAUACACCUCCCUUGGCAUAGGGGAAACAGGGUGGUGUGUUAGCUUACCUGAGGACUCCAUAAAAUUCUGACAGAGGUGUGGGCCAAUGGGCCACAUGCUCAGGCCUUGUCUGACCCUCUUCACCUGGGAGGUGAGCCAUUCACAUUUCUCAGUGUAGACUCAAGAACCAGCCUUAGCUGGGUGUGGUGGUGAAUGCCUUUAAUUCCAACACCCGGGAGGUGGAGGUAGGGAGAUUAGGAGUCCAAAGUAUCCUAAGCUACACAGUUUAGGCCAGACUGGGCUACUCAAAACCUUGUCUCAAAAAUAGCUUAUUAUCUCUUUACCUUCACCCUCCUUCAUCUCCUCUUGAGUCCUCCCAUUUCUCCUUACCAUGUGCUAGAGCUCCUGGGAAUUUGUAAAAAUGCAGAGCUUAGAGCAGUCUCUUCUCCCCGGCCUUUACAUACUCUUGAGUUUGGGAGUUUGAUAUGAGGUCUGGAUGCCUCAGUUUAACAAGCGCUAUAGAAGACUGUAGAAUAAAUGAUCCACAGACUGC
Messenger RNA from Mastomys coucha (southern multimammate mouse), 4259 nucleotides. RefSeq names its product twinkle mtDNA helicase (gene Twnk). The coding region runs from base 847 to 2928 and encodes 693 amino acids. Gene Ontology annotation, biological process: mitochondrial DNA replication. Gene Ontology annotation, molecular function: single-stranded DNA binding; ATP binding; 5'-3' DNA helicase activity. The transcript has 5 exons. NCBI's taxonomy places the organism in Eukaryota, Metazoa, Chordata, Mammalia, Rodentia, Muridae. Gene Ontology annotation, cellular component: mitochondrion. The record is from RefSeq and is a predicted model, not a curated record.